This is a messenger RNA of Scleropages formosus (Asian bonytongue), 3269 nucleotides long. RefSeq names its product versican core protein-like. Gene Ontology annotation, cellular component: synapse; perineuronal net. The coding region runs from base 12 to 2177 and encodes 721 amino acids. The transcript is spliced from 8 exons. Lineage: Eukaryota; Metazoa; Chordata; Actinopteri; Osteoglossiformes; Osteoglossidae. Gene Ontology annotation, molecular function: calcium ion binding. The record is from RefSeq and is a predicted model, not a curated record. Gene Ontology annotation, biological process: skeletal system development; positive regulation of neuroblast proliferation; glial cell differentiation.
UUACAGAGCCUAUGAUCACUGAAACUGAAGAAAGUAGCUCAGGGUACCCAGUCCCUGAAGGUUUGGAUGCCCAUUCUUAUUCGCCAGAUAUUUCUCUCAGACCUAGUAAAUUGAAGGAUGAGUUUGGAUUGACAACGUCCUCCUCAGUGUUACACAUCUUACCCACAACAAAACUAUCAAGUGUUGGCACUGAAUUCACCAAAGAUGUGGUAAAAACAAGCACGGAAACAUCUGUGGGACCUUUAGGUGUAUCAGGUACCGCUGAGGACAAGGACAAACCUGAUAAUACAACUGAGAGAGGUGAGAAAGAGCUGGAAAGUACUCAAACAACAAGUAUGAAAAUAACAGAUGCAAGCUUCCCUGAUUCUGAACCGUCAUCAUUGGGCACUGAAGUUUUUGAAAAAACUAAAUCAUCAAGCCUUGAAGUGACUGUCAAAACAUUAGGUAUAUCUUCAGUAUCUGAAGUAACAGAAGAAUCCAGCAUACCCAGCACAGAGGAGAAUGAGGAACAAGUUACAAUAUCACCUUCUAUUCUAGUUAGCAUGGCUAGCAUGAAGAUAUCAACAGCAGAAAGUAGAGAUAUCCACGAAGUGCACACAGUAAGCCCAGAACCCUCGGUAAGACCAUCAGUUGUAUCAGUCACCAUGGAAGAGAAGGAGAAAACUCACAAAAUCACAACAGUGAGAGAUGAAAGAGAGACAACAACUGCACAAGCAACCAGUAUUAAUUUACAGUACAGCACAAACCCGUCAAUUAUGGCUUUAGAUUUUACUGAGGAAACUGAGAAAUCAAGUUUUUAUACUUUUUCUUUUUCUCGCCACCAAACUCCCAAUGAAUCUCUAGUUGUCUUUUUAGGUACCACAGUUGGGCUAAAACCAGAAGUUCCUGCAACUAAAGAGUCUUAUCAACAAGUAUUGUCUGAUUUGAUUUCAACCUACCAGCCGCUUGGCCCUCUGGAUUAUACGGAAGCUUUUUCAUCUACCAGAAAAUCUGCGGAUGAGUUGGAAAAACCACAGGACGUUACAUCUGUUUAUUCAGAUCUAGAGGUGUCUAGCACAUUCUUAAAGGACAUUAAAUUGACUUUAACACCUUUAUCAAAAGAUGAUGGUAUGAACAAUGGUGAUAUAUCUAUUGCUCCUCUGUUAGAAGCAGUGCCUCCUUCAGGUACGCUAGAAAGUACCUUAACACCUGAUUUAAACUAUGGAAUGGGUCACACCGUUGAAGGCCAUACAGUUGAUAUUCCAGGUGUACAUUCUUGCAUUGAAAAUAUUUGCUUGAAUUCUGGCACUUGUUACAAAAGGGGAAACAUCCAGAUGUGUUCUUGUCCUCCAGGAUACAGUGGCAUGCAAUGUGAAAUAGAUAUAGAUGAAUGCCACUCAAAUCCCUGUCGCAAUGGAGCCACUUGUGUUGAUGGCGUGAACUCCUUUACCUGCGUCUGCCUCCCAAGCUAUACAGGAGCACUUUGUGAACUAGAUACCGAGAUAUGUGAUUAUGGUUGGCACAAGUUUCAAGGCCACUGCUACAAAUACUUCACUCACCGGCGAGCUUGGGACACCGCAGAGAGGGAGUGUCGUCUGCAAGGAGCCCAUCUCACCAGCAUUCUUUCCCAUGAGGAGCAGCUGUUUGUGAAUCGUUUGGGACAAGACUACCAGUGGAUUGGCCUGAAUGACAAGAUGUUUGAAAAUGAUUUCCGCUGGACUGAUGGUCGACCUAUGCAAUACGAGAACUGGAGACCAAACCAGCCGGACAGUUUCUUCACAUCUGGAGAGGACUGUGUGGUAAUGAUUUGGCAUGAAGAUGGACAGUGGAAUGAUGUACCUUGCAACUACCAUCUGACCUUCACCUGCAAAAAGGGUACAGUCGCAUGUAGUCAGCCACCAGUGGUGCAAAAUGCCCGAACUUUUGGUACAACGCGGCCACGUUAUGAGAUAAACUCCCUCGUACGGUAUCAGUGCAAACAUGGCUUCAUCCAGAGACACCUACCGACUAUUAGAUGCCGGGGAGAUGGGCAAUGGGAUAGACCCAGAAUCUCUUGUAUGACACCAUCUGCCUACCAAAGGGCUUAUGCUCUGCGAUAUCAGUAUAAUGUCAUAUCUGGUAACAUCUGGAGACAUCCCACUGAACAUCUACGACACCACCAUCGCUGGAUAAAAAGAGAAGUCAGGGCUAGGCGCUGAGCCGAGUCACAAGUGCAAGUAGCCAAAGCCCAAAGAUGAUUAUUUUACACCAGAACAUGUCGAACAUUUACAAACUAAUUGUUUACACUCUUGGUCCAAACACCUGAAUUGAAAGCCUUUUUUCUCUUCUUCAGUAGGACACAAGUUAUAAUAACAGGAAGGAUAAAAUCAGCUGGUCACUGAAAUCUUUUCAUGACUGUGUCCAAGGCUUCCCUCUUGAAUGUCAGUUCAGUUUCUUGCUCUGCAAUUGUUUUUUAUCUAAUAUAUUUUAUACUUCACGACAUGAGCAUGUGACUGAAAAACUGGAUCUUCCAAAAAUAUCGAAAAAUUUGAAUAUGCAAAUAUGCAACAAGCAGCAUAUGUAAAUAGGGUGCAAUUUGACGGUGAAACAAUGUAAAUAAAUGAUAUGAUUUUUAAGACACUUAAUCAUAUGUUUAAACAGACUCUUUUCCUCAGAGUCUAUUGCUGCUCUUGUGUACAGGCUGGACAUGCUGUGUCUGUCUAUAAGGGAUUUAAGGAUGUCAACAAAUAGGCAUCAUUUUAUCAAGAAGGAAUCAGUGUUUGAGGAGACAACCUCUAUUUGUUUGUGAACAUUCAUGACAGGAGAGUGACUGAAACUGAGUUGACAAAUCAGGGCACAAGGUUUCCACUGGAAACAAGUGAAACGUGUGACAGGCCUUGAGGUGAUAAUCUGCAGUUAAGAUGGUACAAGGAUAGCGACGAAGCUGACUUCAUAGCAAAUGAAGUCAUGGAUGUGACAGCUUUCAAAGACUGCCAAGAAAGUGACACACAAAAGCCACCUGUGCCAGUGGGUGUUAUGUUUCUAACACUGCAGCUUUCGAACAGUUUAUGAGCACAUACAGAAAAUGUAUUUACAAAUGAGUUCAAGUGCUUAUUUUUUUUUAAAAACAAAACAUCGCUUAAAAAUAUGUCAAAUAAAAUGGUGAAUGUGUACUUUACUAUUGUAUGUUUUUUUGAAGUGCAGUAUGUUAAGAGCUAGAACAAAUUGAAUGUUGACUGACUUUGUGCUGUAGUUGGACUUGUAAGACCAUAAAGAUUUAAGUUACUACACAAUACAAUUUAAUUUUAAAA